This is a messenger RNA of Helianthus annuus (common sunflower), 797 nucleotides long. Its product is annotated as protein indeterminate-domain 16. The record is from RefSeq and is a predicted model, not a curated record. Gene Ontology annotation, cellular component: nucleus. NCBI's taxonomy places the organism in Eukaryota, Viridiplantae, Streptophyta, Magnoliopsida, Asterales, Asteraceae. The transcript has a single exon. Gene Ontology annotation, biological process: gravitropism. Bases 53 to 550 code for a protein of 165 amino acids.
CUUCAAUUUCACACACACAUAUUUCCUCUCUCUCUAACUUUCUCUCUCUAAAAUGGAAGAUGAUCAAAGAGAACUACAACUACUACCAACACCCCAACACACCAGAACCCCCUAUGCUUCUCCCUGGCCGUCGGAUUCGAUGCGAUACCAAUCGGAUAACAUAAACUUCCCUUUAGAAACUGCUGGCCCAUCUUUGGACUUGCAGCUAUCCAUAAGUCUCCGGCCCAUCCAGCCGCAGCUGUCACAAUCUUUCAACUGCCAAGAAUCGGCUAAACCCGAUAACGGACGGCUCGAGUCGCUGAAAUGGCAAGCGGCGGAUCAAAUUCGGAUAGCGACAAUGGAGAAAGCGUAUGCGGAACGUGUAAGGGAGAUGACAAAACGUGAAAUGGAACUCGCGCAAUCGGAAUUCUCACGUGCGAGGCACAUAUGGGAGCGCGCACGCGAGGAGGUUGAGCGGGUUGAGAAGAUGAAAGAGCGGGCCACUCGACGGGUUGAUUCGAGUUGUUUGGAGAUUACUUGUCAAGCUUGCAGGCAAAAAUUUCGACAUUGAUAGUUAUCAGUGAAUAUUUUUAUUUAACUAAAUGAAUUUCAUAUUUUUUUUUUUGGUGUAUUAGGCGAGCUAGAAAUUAAACGAUCAGAAUUGUUCUGAUCGGGAAAAAAUAAAUAGGGUAAAAUGGGAAUAUGGUAAAGGGAGGGAUAAUAAAUUAAGGUGACAAUGGAACUUCACAAGCAAGAUUAUUUCUGUUUUCAUUUUAUUAUUUUAGAAUAGAAUUCUACUUUUUCUUUCUUAACCUGCA